Elaeis guineensis (African oil palm) is the source of this 1236-nucleotide messenger RNA. The record is from RefSeq and is a predicted model, not a curated record. Lineage: Eukaryota; Viridiplantae; Streptophyta; Magnoliopsida; Arecales; Arecaceae.
CCCUCACUCCCCUUCUUCCUCUCGGCGAAUGCGGUUCUGAUGAAUUGCAUAGUUCCGCAGGCGCACCAGAACGGCCGCCACCUCUACGGUGGGCCGCCUCCGCGCACCACCCCCGACCCUACGUCGGCUCCUCCUCCUCCUUCCUCCGAAACCCUAAUCCUAACCCUAAACCGAUCCUCGCGCACGAUAAUUCCGUCCCCUCCGUUGAUCUGGGGGCCCUACGGCCGUCGGGCGUGGACCCCUAUGCUACGCACUGCAGCGGCUACGAUGGCUACCUUGCUGCCGCCGCCGCCGCCGCCGCCACCUGCCGGUGUGGAUUUGACGUCGUACUUUUAUGGGGGCGGAAAAGGGGAAGCACAGGUUUAUUCGGUCCGGCAGUAUGGUUUGAAUAAUCUCAAUUAUGGAGCUGCCCUAGGAAGAAGUUCUGAUGGGUCUGACCCCAGCAGUCUCCAACCUGGUGAAACCCAGGAUCCGGACCAACAAAGUGGCAUACGUGGCAUCUAAAAUUGGUGUAAGGAAGGCUUGAAAAAGACUCCCAAGGUUGUCCAACCUGUGCAUUGUGUGGUUUGUAAGAUUGAUUGUAACAGCCAUGAAGUCCUCGACGACCACAAACUGGGCAAGAAACAUAAAAGAAGCUUGCAGAAGCUGCUGGAGUCAAUCACACCAAAGCCCACAAAUGCUCUAGUGACAACUGCUGGGAAGGAAACUCCAGCCUCUGACAAAGAAAGUUAUAGAUGCACAAACAAAGAGAGGCAGUCCGGGUAUCCAAGCAGGAUUUGGAAACGAAUAAAAGAAAGGUUUUGGGAGGGGCAUCUGCAGAUCCGGUUAGAGUUUGAUGUCUUUGCAAUGUUUUGCAACAGCCAGAAAGUAUUUGAUUUAUGUAUUGCAGGGCAGAAACACCUUGCUAUGGUGAAGAAACAGCAGGAGACAACUGUUAGCUAGAUGCAAUCUGUAUGGUAAAGGCACACUAUCAAUUCUUGUGGAGUGUUUCAUGCUUUAAAUGAUUUGUUCCACUAUGUUCUCAACCUGCUAUAGGACUUUGGGGUUACAUGAUCACAUUCUGGCUAUCAGAUAUGGCAGACAAGUAACACAAGUUUUUGGAUUAUUAAGUUUCGGUCAUGCCAUUGCAUGUUUGAACCAUCUGCUUGUAGUCUGAAAAUCAUACUUGUACAGUUUUUUCCCGUUUUGAUUUUUCAAGUGGAGUAAAUGGAAAACAUGGUAUGUGUAGGAAUUUUU